GAACGAAUCAGGAAGUGGGCUGAGUGAGUCGAAGAAGCUCGAAUCGCGAAGUCUGAGCUCCACCGUCUGCGGCCGUCUCUUUUGGGCCCCCCUCCGCACAAAUUCCGCCGCUUGUAACAUUCGGCGUACAUGCUGGGCGGCCUCCCGCUCGCUCGAGGUAGCCACUUUUGUCCGGAUUCGACCGAUUUGCAGCGCCAGACAUGGCUUCUCUGGCUCAGAGAACCUCGGGCCUGGUCCAGCGGCGGACCGAGGCCACCCGUAGCGCCGCCGCCGACAAGGAGAGGGAACCCGACGGCGAGGAGGAGGACGCGCGUCGCGGCGAGGAGGACGAGGACGACAAGGGGGACUCGAAGGAGACGCGACUGACGCUCAUGGAGGAGGUUUUGCUCUUGGGCCUCAAGGACCGAGAGGGCUACACGUCCUUCUGGAACGACUGCAUUUCGUCCGGCCUCCGAGGCUGCAUGCUGAUCGAGCUGGCUCUCCGGGGGAGGUUACAGCUGGAGGCCUGCGGCAUGAGGAGGAAAAGUCUGCUCUCGAGAAAGGUGAUUUGCAAGUCUGACGCGCCAACCGGAGACAUGCUUCUGGAUGAGGCCUUGAAGCACAUUAAGGAGACGCAGCCUCCCGAGACUGUGCAGAGCUGGGUAGAGCUACUGAGCGGGGAGACCUGGAGUCCAUUUAAGCUGCACUACCAGCUGAGGAACGUCCGAGAACGUCUGGCCAAAAACCUGGUCGAGAAAGGUGUCCUCACCACAGAAAAACAGAACUUCCUGCUUUUCGACAUGACCACGCAUCCGCUCACCAACAGCACCAUCAAACAGAGGCUGGUGAAGAAGGUCCAGGACUCUGUUCUGGAGAAGUGGGUGAACGACCCCCAUCGCAUGGACAGGCGCGUGCUGUCUCUGAUCCUGCUGGCGCACUCGUCAGACGUGCUGGAGAACGCCUUCGCGCCUCUCCAGGACGAGCAGUACGACCUGGGCAUGAAGCGGGUGCAGACGCUCCUGGAGCUGGAGCCCGAGAAGGAGAGCGCCAAGCCCGGCGCCAACGAACUCAUGUGGGCCGUGGUUGCCGCCUUCACCAAAUGAGGAGGGAAAACCCAUAUUUUUGUUUUCCUGUUUUUUUUUUUUUUUUUUUUUUUUUUUAAAGGAAGCGAUGCAGUUGGACCCUGAUUUAUUAUUGGAGGACCCCAAAUGAGACUUUAAAGAGACAAUCUAAUUCAGGUCAGGGGUGGGGAGCCAUUUUGUGCGGUCCACAUUAAUUGUCCGUAUCCCGGUGCAGAACCGCGUUGGUGGUGGGCUUCACCUGGUUCUGGUUAGGGUUAGACGAGGGACGCGAAGGGGACACUACGGGACACACGGAAGGAGAAAAAAUGGCCACUGUCGCCAUGGUGACUCAAAUGAAGGAAGCGGCAUCUUCCUGAUCCCGUGCAGAACAUUCUGCCAAUCGCGAGGCGGACGACUACAGAAAGCCGUUUGAGCACAUCGUCCACACGCUUGUCAUCCAGUUGAAGGCGGUCCAUGUGUAUGUACGGUCUUGGUCCUCACGAGUAACAUAAGUCAUUGCACCAAUAGAACAACUAGGCGUCUUGGAAUUGUGUUGAAUUGAGUUGAGGAGCUUCAUUUGGGAAAAGUACUGCUUUGCUGCCAUCUUGCGGUAUCUAUAGGCAAUUAUAAACCUUUUGGAGGGUGUCAGUGACGAAUCGUGGGGAACGCUACUGCGUCCUACUGACAUUGGAGCACUUUGGGAUGUUAGUAGGACCGCUAGUGGAUGUUUUGGUAUUAGUAGGUUGUAGGACAUGUCAACUAGUUACCUCUCGUAGUGUUACUCCUACUACACCAAAUUAGUUUACUAGUAAGGUUUAGUUUCGUACCAGUAAGCCAAAAGUGGUAUUUGUAGUGGGGAAAAAAACUAGACGCAAUCAUACUGGCGCACUGAAUUGUCUUCCUCGUGAGGUCAAAAAGCGUACUAGUGCGUGGAACACCCGCUGGAUAUCAAGUAUCUCGAAUAAACAUUUAUUCAAAUGCUUAAAAGCUGUUUGAGUAUUUAUUCAAUAUCCAAGCUAUCCAGCUUAAGGUCGUACUAGGUGCCCAAAAUGCGGCAGUCGUAGGGGGAAAUAUUUUAUUUGUUAAACCAUCACGAUACCCGUGCACACGAGUGCCCUGAAUUGUUUAACUGGUGUGGCUAACGCAUGCACUAGUACACAGACCUUGGACCCCGAAUAAAUGCUCAAACGGCUGCCCCUAGAUGACCUUUUAUCCCAUGAUGCCGCUCCCUUGUAUUUUUAUUUUUUUUUUCCCCCCUCCCCCAAUAUUCCAUUUUCCCUUCACGGCAUCGUGAGAUAUACAAUUAGGUGUCCAUUUCUGCAUCUAGUUUGCCAUUUAUCCAAUGUUUUUGCACACCUCCAUAGCUAGUCCGUGAAAGGAGGGUGGGGGGUACACCCCCUUGAAGAAAAAAAAAUCUUUAGAUAUUUUAUCUACAGCUACAGACGGCGAGUAAGUCAUUCCACAGAGUGGUGAGGGUCAGGGUGAGCGCGUUUUUCCAAGCAGAUUCGACCGUGCGCGUGCUUCCUGAUCUUGAUCGAGGUAGUCGGCCUUUUUUUUUUGCACAGCUAACCGCUUCGAGGUGAUGAAACGGAACCUCCAAAAUCCGACACAGCGCGGUACCGCCUCCCCAUGUGAAACGAAAUCAACAAUAAAUUAGAAUGUAUUAGAAAAUUUCAUUUAUUUCACUAGCUCAAUUCAAAAAGUUAUUAAACAGAUGGUAAUAUGUAGUUCGAAUUUCCGAACAAAAACAAAUGCUUUCACAUUGUUUCAUGAGUGUUUAAUUGAGUACAGUACUCCAUUAGGACUGAACCCAGUCGAGAAUAGCUCCACUGCCCCCCCCCCACUCCCCAAAAAAAUCCAUUCAUUUUCUGAGCUGCUUAUCCUCACAAGACAGCUAUUGUAAGGCAUAAGGCAGGGUACACCCCGAACUGGUUCCCAAUGUCAACGUAUAUAGAAACCAUUUGCACACUCAAUCACACCCAAGGGCAAUUUUGGGGGGGGGGGGGGGGACCCACAAAACAUGCAAACUCCACACAAGCGGGGUCGGGAUUUGUACCCCAGUCCUCAGAACUGUGAGGCUAACGCUCAAACCAGUCGCGCCAAAACAAGUAACUCGCACUAUAAUUGACUAUAGAUCCCAUAAGAUGCACCAAAGCCCUCCAUUUCUACUAGAGAGGGGUUUGGGACUCUUGUGGGAUCUUGGGGUCUUACAGAAAGUGCACAAAAAUACUUUUUUGUAAUUAUUGUGUGAAUAAUUGACCGCAGGGCCCCGAGAAACAUCACAAAUCGAGAAAAAUGCGUGAGUCAGACGGUUUUUGAUGAUCUAGUUCAUUGCGAUGAACCUGUAUUGUUAAACAAAACACAAGUGCAUGCUACGAUUCCCGCAAGAUGCUAAAAUAGCAGCUAGCUAGCCUACAUUUUUACCCCAUCGAUCAGUCGGACUCGAACGCAUGACACUAGUGCCAUGAUAUCAAUUUAUUUCAAAGCUUCUUGUUGGCAAUGAAAUCCCAACUGACACAUUUACUACAUUAUAAAAUCGAAUACAGUACUGUGAAACUGUGAAAGUGCAUUUGGGUGCUAGUGUGAGAUGCUAAAAUAGCUAGCCUUCGUCUUGAUUCGCCGCUUUUCGUGAAAUAGAUGGACUCUAGUUUGGGGGAGGGGGUAGUCCAAUAAAAACGCUGCUUUUUGGGUUCUGAAUGCGAAAUAUUGUCAUGUAAAGUCAACCGCUUGUAACAAUAUGGGGAACAAAAUGUACAGAUGGUGGCUAGUGCAUUAAGCUAAUCAUAAAAUUUUGGGACUUUGGAGGUUCUGCUAUUGUACUUAUUUUCAUUUAAAGAUAUUUUGGCGGCGGGUUUCCUUUUUUUAACAUAAGUAUCUAUACGAACAGGCCCUACAAAGUUAAAAGAUCAACGAAAGGGAGCUCGUGUUUGUGAUACGGUGCAAGGCCGACAAAGCGUUUUGAGGAUUUCCAUUCUUUGACGUUUAUAACCUUCCAUUCCCGCACUGGAACAUCCAAAAGUCAAAAAGAAGGAACGAAAGGGCUGUUUGCAUGCAACAGGCGGACGUAGCUCCACAAGAUGAAGAAAGACGGUGUUCUCUGUGUAAUAAUUCUGAUUAUUCGUUGUUUUAUGUGUUCAAGCUAACGGAAUUGUACGAGAAAAAAAAAAAAAAGGGAUCUUCUCUUUCUGUCCUCUCUGUAUGCUUUUAUAUUACCACAUGAAAAUAAAGUCAAGGAUUCUUUAAGUGCCUGA
Messenger RNA from Syngnathoides biaculeatus (alligator pipefish), 4291 nucleotides. RefSeq names its product Golgi phosphoprotein 3-like. The record is from RefSeq and is a predicted model, not a curated record. Bases 201 to 1082 code for a protein of 293 amino acids. Gene Ontology annotation, cellular component: cytosol; Golgi cisterna; trans-Golgi network. Gene Ontology annotation, biological process: Golgi to plasma membrane protein transport; retrograde vesicle-mediated transport, Golgi to endoplasmic reticulum; Golgi organization. The transcript is spliced from 5 exons. Gene Ontology annotation, molecular function: phosphatidylinositol-4-phosphate binding. NCBI's taxonomy places the organism in Eukaryota, Metazoa, Chordata, Actinopteri, Syngnathiformes, Syngnathidae.